GAAUCAAUCUCUCAGAGCCGUAGUUCCGGUAGACUCAACGAAGCACGAUCCUCUACAACCGGCAGAGGACGAAGGUGGUAGAAUCCCGGAGACCAUUAUAGAUAUCCCGGAAGACGCCGACGACGACGGAGAGUUGAUACUCGAACCGGCGACUAUGGGGGAACAAACAAAGGCAUUGAUACAGCGGAGGGUACGAUUCGGUCUACGCGACAAGAAGAUGUUCAUGUGCCAACUACUACUACCGCUUAUCCUCCUGGCCGGCGCGUUGGCUCUUGUCAAACAGGGCGCUAGUGAACGA
Molecule: messenger RNA, 298 nt
Organism: Perkinsus marinus ATCC 50983
Lineage: Eukaryota; Perkinsozoa; Perkinsida; Perkinsidae
Exons: 2
Source: RefSeq, a predicted model, not a curated record